This is a messenger RNA of Manihot esculenta (cassava), 1735 nucleotides long. RefSeq names its product glycosylinositol phosphorylceramide mannosyl transferase 1. Gene Ontology annotation, molecular function: glycosyltransferase activity. The coding region runs from base 446 to 1462 and encodes 338 amino acids. Gene Ontology annotation, cellular component: membrane. NCBI's taxonomy places the organism in Eukaryota, Viridiplantae, Streptophyta, Magnoliopsida, Malpighiales, Euphorbiaceae. The transcript is spliced from 5 exons. The record is from RefSeq and is a predicted model, not a curated record.
AACCUACUCAACGUCUUCCACGUGUAACCCUCGCCAAAAUUUCUCACUUGCGGUUCAGCAAUCUAAAACCACCGGCAGCCAACCAAUCACAAUUCACAACUACUCUCCUCCUCGCUCUCAGUCUCAGCACUCAGCAGGCAGCUCUCCAUUCCAUUCCCGGAAAAACAAAAAGUUGUCUACGGACGUUGCUCUGCCAAUACACUCUCACCACGUGUCCUUCCGCUUUCCGUUUCGCUCCUCACUCGCUGCAUCCUAUGAUUUCCUCGCUCCCUGAACUGCACACCACCGGGCAUCAGCAAGGAAGAAUGUGAAGCAGAGUGUGAAGUGAAUGGUUUAUUGUUAUUUUGCGGCGGCCUUCCUCCCGGUUGAGUGUUUCCUGAAUCGUCUCGGGGCUGGAUCCGCUUGCCUCUGUGUUGAUUGAUAAGGAGAAGCAACACUGGCGGCGAUGAGAGGAAGCCUCUUGAUUAACCGUCGCGGGGUGCAGAGAUUUCGGCAGCUCGCGAUCGGUGCUGCUGGAUCGGUUAAGAUCAAGCUGUUACUAUGCUGUUGUAUAGUGUUUAUGAUGCUUGCGCUUGCUGGACGCGCAUCGGAUUUCAUGAGAUGGACCAAGCAUGAUGUUAUUGCUGAUCAGUUGUCUGUUCCAGGGUGCGUACUUGAUAAAAUCAUUCAGAAAGGAUAUGCUAUAGUAGUUAACACAUGGAAGAGAUAUGAUCUGUUGAAGCAGUCAAUUUCCCACUAUUCAUCUUGUGCUGGGCUUGAUUCUAUACAUAUUGUCUGGAGUGAGCCCAACCCUCCAUCAGAAUCUCUUGUUGAGCAUCUCAAUCACAUUCUACAGUCAAAAUCUAAAGGUGCGAGGCGGGCUGAGUUGAAAUUUGAUAUCAACAAGGAAGACAGUUUGAAUAAUAGAUUCAAAGAAAUUAAGGAUUUGAAGACUGAUGCUGUUUUCUCAAUUGAUGAUGAUGUUAUAUUUCCUUGCUCUUCAGUGGAAUUCGCUUUCAGUGUUUGGCAGAGUGCCCCAGAUAAUAUGGUGGGCUUUGUGCCCCGUUCCCAUUGGAUUGAUCAAUUGGAAGGGAAAAAGGAUUACUACGUAUAUGGUGGAUGGUGGUCCGUUUGGUGGACUGGUACAUAUAGUAUGGUACUUUCAAAGGCUGCCUUUUUCCACAAAAAGUAUCUCAGUUUAUAUUCAAAUGAGAUGCCAGCAUCAAUCAGAGAGUACACUACCAAGAACAGGAAUUGUGAAGAUAUUGCAAUGUCCUUUCUUGUUGCAAAUGCAACUGGAGCUCCACCUAUUUGGGUGAAAGGCAAGAUUUUUGAGAUUGGUUCAACUGGAAUUAGCAGUUUGGGAGGUCAUAGUGAAAGAAGAACAACAUGUGUCAACAGAUUUGUUGCAGAAUAUGGGCGAAUGCCCCUGGUAUAUACAUCUGUUAAGACUGUUGAUAGCCGCCGUGCCUGGUUUUGGUGAUUCUGGAGAUUUCACUAAUGUUUUGAAUUGCUGAAUUUCCACGUCUUUUCUUGGGUAAUCCUUUGAGCGAUUUCAGUUCUUUUUAUAUUUAUACUAGUUCAGUUUAUGCAUUAUUUAUGUCCUUUCUUUUUUUGUUCUUUUGAGGUAGAAGCUAAUUUAACAGUUAAUUACGUGUAGUCUCACCAUGUCAGUAGAAGAUAGUCGCCACUAGUAAUACUAUAUACAUUUUGACUUCUUAAUAUUACUUAGGACCAGUGAUGUUAUUUUGUGUAA